This is a messenger RNA of Eleginops maclovinus (Patagonian blennie), 2365 nucleotides long. Its product is annotated as tripartite motif-containing protein 16-like. Gene Ontology annotation, molecular function: protein binding; zinc ion binding. Bases 154 to 1887 code for a protein of 577 amino acids. The transcript has a single exon. The record is from RefSeq and is a predicted model, not a curated record. Lineage: Eukaryota; Metazoa; Chordata; Actinopteri; Perciformes; Eleginopidae.
AGGCAUGGCUCGUGCUCAAAGUCUACACAGCUCAGAGGUUGUUCCUCCCCUUACACCGAUUUGACGGUUUAAAGAUGAGUGUGAGAACCAUGUGGUGACAUGUAAGUGCUGAAAAGCCCAUACACUGUAGAUCAGUGAUUCAUCAUCAAGGAAAUGAGCAAAGCUUUUUUCUGCAAAAAGAAAGUGAAACUUCCUGACAUUCAAUGUUGUGGAGAAGAAAUGGCGCAGCAAGUGAGUCUGGGGCGAGAAAAACUGAGCUGUUUGAUCUGUCUGGAUAUUUUAAAGGAUCCCGUAACUAUUCCCUGCGGGCAUAGUUAUUGCAUGAGCUGUAUUAAAGACUGCUGGGGUAAGGACAAUGAGGACAAAACAUACAGCUGCCCGCAGUGCAGGCAUAGCUUCAAACCAAGGCCUGCUCUGGAGAAAAGUACCGUGCUUGCAGAGUUAUUGGAGGAAUUGAAGGAAGCAGGGCUUCAAGAUUUUUCCCCUGAUCUUUCCAUUGCAAAACCUGGAGAUGUUGCGUGUGAUCUCUGCUCGGGGGUAAAGCUGAAAGCCUUCAAGUCCUGUCUGGUGUGUAUGGCCUCUUUUUGUGAGCAACACCUCCAACCUCACUUCUAUGUAGCUCCAUUAAAGAAACACAAGUUGGUUGAAGCCACCUCAAAGCUUCAGGAGAACAUCUGCUCUCGUCAUGAUGAGGUGAUGAAGAUUUUCUGCCGCACUGAUCAGCAGUGCAUCUGUUAUCUCUGCUCCAUGGAUGACCACAAAGGCCAUGACAUCGUCUCCGCUGCAGCAGAGAGGGCUGACAGGCAGAAGGAGCUUGGGGUGAGUCGAGAAAAAGUCCAACAGAGAGCCCAGGACAGAGAGAAAGAUGUCAAGGUGCUUCAACAGAGGGUGGAGGCUAUCAAUCGCACUGCUGAUGAAUCAGUGAGGGACAGUGAGAAGAUCUUCACUGAGUUAAUUAAUCUCAUUGAGAAAAGAAGCGCUGGGGUGAAGCAGAAGAUCAGAUCCCAGCAGAAAACUCAAGUGAGUCAAGCUCAAGAGCUUGAGGAGAAGCUACAGGAGGAAAUCACUGAGCUGCAGAGGAAAGAUGCUAAGCUGCUGCAACUCUCUCACACUGAGGACCACUUGCAUUUCCUAAACCACUACCCCUCAUUGUCACGUCUGAGUGAGUCUGAAGACUUACCCAGCAUUGAUAUCUGUCCUCUGCGCUUAUUUGAGGAUGUGACCGCGGCAGUGUCAAAGGGCAGAGAUAAACUGCAGGUUGUUGUGACUGAGGAAUGGGAAAACAUCUCUCUGGCAGUGACUGAAGUAAAUGUUUUAUGGACUCAAUCAGAGCCCAGAACCAGAGCUGAAUUCAGGAAAUAUUCUCGUCAAAUCACAUUGGAUCCAAAUACAGCAAACAGGCGGUUGUCACUGAGUGACGGUAACAGAAAAGCAACAUUAAUGAAAGUAAAUCAGUCAUAUUCUGCUCAUCCAGACAGAUUUGAUGAAAUAUGGCAAGUCCUAAGUAGAGAGGGUCUAACUGGGCGAUGUUACUGGGAGGUAGAGGUGAGCGGGAAAGCUUUUAUAACAGUUGCAUACAAGGAUAUUAACAGAACAGGGACACUUAAGGAAAGUGGGUUUGGAUAUAAUAACAAAUCUUGGGCAUUAGAUUGUUACCCUGGUGGUAAAUAUAAAUUCUUCCAUAGCAAUAUUUCUACUUCCGUCUCAGGCCCUCAGUCCUCCAGAAUAGGAGUGUACCUGGAUCACAGAGAAGGUACCCUCUCUUACUACAGCAUCUCUGACACCAUGACCCUCCUCCACAGGGAGCAGACCACCUUCACUCAGCCUCUCUAUCCUGGAUUUUGGCUUCUAAGUACAGUUGGUGGAACAGUUGAGUUGCUGAAGUAGACAGACUUUUAAAAAUUGACUCAUCUCUGUACAGUUAAGGUUGAGGUGUGUCUGCACUCUGAGAGCAAACUAUGAUUUUGUGUUUUAGAUUUUUUGUCUGUGUAGUUCUCUUUUUAUUUCGAUAAAACAAUCUUGUUUUUAUUGUUUUAUUUUCUAUUACAUAAUUAGUUUGGAAAAAUACUACAUUUGCAAAGUCUUUAUUUUGAUUUUAUAUAAACAGGCGUUAUUAUGUAAAAGAAAAAAGUGUCAUCUAUGUAUACAUGUAUUUGGUUUUCUGUCUGUCUGUCAAAUCAAUCUUGUAACUUUUUGUUGUUGUUGAACCAUAUCUUCAUAAUAUGUAUAAUAUAAUUUAGUAUGCUACAUAUUGGUGUCUGUACUGCAUACUAUGUUGCUCUUCAUCUGUCUUUACAUUGUAACUGGUUUUAUCAUUUAUAAAAAGUAUAUGUACGAAACCUUACAAAUAAAUAUCACCAAACAA